Molecule: messenger RNA, 2234 nt
Organism: Amorphotheca resinae ATCC 22711
Lineage: Eukaryota; Fungi; Ascomycota; Leotiomycetes; Helotiales; Amorphothecaceae
Exons: 1
Coding region: 193-1947 (584 amino acids)
Molecular function (GO): mRNA binding
Source: RefSeq, a predicted model, not a curated record
CGUCGCCCAGGCAUCCGAGAUCUGUCCCGUGUCUUGAUCCCUUCGUCCUGCGAUCAUCACACGUAUGCGACACUCCUAAGGUACCUUCUAUCGUCUCCACGCUAAAGGCUGGGAGCGCAUCGUCCUUUCGAUCUGACUGACCAUACAAGCCUUUGUCGCAAAGCCCUUUCUCUAUCAUCGCCCUACGGAGGCAUGCACGGCGUCCAAAGCCAACCUGGCGCGGACAUAAUAUCUUCAACCACUCAGGACUAUCCGGCCACUGGACCCGACCGCCCAGCUCUUUACACCACAACCGUAAAACCAAAGUAUGCCAUGAACGCUCCCACAUUUGUUCCGUCUGGUCAGGUCUUUCGCCAAUCUAAUGGUGUCCAGCAACCUUACCAGUCCCUGUCAAUGACCACAAUGAAUGGAUUUGCCAGUGACGGGGGGUCUAAUUCUACUCCAUCAGGCGGCACAUUCACCGCUGGGCCUUGUUCUGUUUUGAUUCGCCGACUUCCGACGAAUACGACCGAGGACACCUUGAGGCUGAUGGUGGUUUGGUCAAAGGAAUUCAUUGAUGCAGAGGUCCUUCCAGCCGAUAAGUCUGAAGAUGCCGGGUUCCGAUCUGCUAUUUUGCGCUUCAAGUCUCAUGCCGGGGCCCUUGAAGCCAAGAACAUGCUGGAUGGGAAACCGAAUGUCGCAAAUGAUGCGCAGAUGAUUGUGGAGAUCCUCUAUGGGAGCACCGCAUCAUCUCGGAGAUACACUGUUGAUAAUACUCCAAAUCCUGGUCCCUCGAGUUCGACUUCAUCGACAGCUUCAUCGGCCGGCCCCACCCCUCGUCAGUCCUCCAGGUUCAAUGGCACGUUUCAAACCGCCCAAAGGGUAUCGCCGCCGAGCAAUGGAACAUACACUAGCAACGAACUUCCAAAUCCGGAAAACAGUGCACACUACCAGAGCCUCUUCUCCCCACAAUCGCCGAUUGGGAACCACCUCAAUGACCGAACGAGAAUCACCGGGAAGUCGCUGAUCAACAAUGAUUCUGUGGACGACGAUGAAACUGGUGAGCUGCUUAAAGACCCUGUGGCGUAUGCUGAGAAUGGCCCGUCUAUCCAAUCACGUCGUCCUACGAAUCCGCAGAUUCCCAUCUCCCGCAUGGCAGGGUUAUCUCUCAAUACGAAGAAUGCUGCUGGUCCAGCGCCCCUCUCUUCUUUCACGGCUACUCCACAGGCUCUGUCGUCCAUACCCCAUGCGAACCCUAUGUCUCCAACGACUUUGACGAGUGGUGGGCCGCCAGUGAACUACCAGCUUGGAAGCCAGCACUAUCAACGGCAUAACUUUCCCCCAGUCAACCCGGCUGAUCAGAAUCCACCUUGUAACACGCUUUAUGUUGGCAAUCUUCCGAUCGAUACAUCCGAGGAUGAGCUCAAGGCUAUGUUCUCGAAACAACGUGGAUAUAAACGUCUAUGUUUCAGAACCAAACAGAAUGGUCCAAUGUGCUUCGUUGAGUUCGAAGAUGUCUCCUUUGCAACCAAGGCUCUUCAUGAACUCUAUGGCCACCCCCUCCACAAUAGCAUCAAAGGUGGCAUUCGACUGAGCUUUUCCAAAAACCCACUUGGUGUUCGUUCGGGGCAAGGUAUAGCAUCACCGCCCCCCCAAAACCUACCCGGCAUGAUGCAAGGUAUGAAUGGGGUUAUGCUGGGUGGUGCAGGAGCGACGUUCAGCACAGCGAGUGGCCCCCCACCCGGCCUGGCUGCUCCGCCAGGGCUUGGACCGAGCAGGUUGGGGUAUACGAAUACUAUGAACCCCAUGAACGGAGUUCCAGGCCAGUAUGCCGCCGUGCCCUACGCAGGGAACGGCAAUGGCUGGAAUGGACCAGUCUUCACCGGGGCUAUGAGCACUGGAGGUCCUUCAACAAUGUUGAAUGGUGCAAACAACGGUUUCCCCCCUGCCUACAUGAUGGGCAGAUAAAUCUUUCAAGUUACUCAUGCUGUGGAGCUGGCGUUCUCGGCCGAUCUGGGUUUGCUGCUUCCUUUCUUCUUCCUUGGACUUUCGGGAAGACAUCUGUACAUGACAUUUGUGGUUCCGUGUCUGUCUUUUUUUUCAAGGUGUCAUAGGGGGAGUUAGUUUGGGUUGCCACAUUGGGCUGCAUUUCGCAUUUUGCAUUUCGCACUUCGCACCUCACAUACUUGUAGCGUGGUGUUUACGAUCAUGAGAUUCCCCCUGCGCGUUGUAGAAAUUAUGGGAGUUGAAGCAGG